This is a messenger RNA of Daphnia magna, 2450 nucleotides long. Its product is annotated as putative leucine-rich repeat-containing protein DDB_G0290503. The transcript is spliced from 9 exons. The record is from RefSeq and is a predicted model, not a curated record. Gene Ontology annotation, cellular component: plasma membrane. NCBI's taxonomy places the organism in Eukaryota, Metazoa, Arthropoda, Branchiopoda, Diplostraca, Daphniidae. The coding region runs from base 16 to 1992 and encodes 658 amino acids.
UCCGCGAAACAGGAGAUGAACGUACUAAUCGUUAAAACUACAAGAAAUGUUUUGGAAACGCAUUUCACGAAUAGAAGGUCUACGUCCGCCUCUACAGUCGGACCAUUUAAAGAAAGAAUGAAAGCGUUCUGGCAUUUGAUUGCGGCGGCGGUCGUCAUCCUGUUUCAUCCGGUAGCCACCCAAGCUCCUCAGACAGCGGCUACUGCGGCAUCUUUAAUCACGCAUGCCGACAUAAGGGACGCAAUUUUGACGCUUGUCGGUGCAGUCAGAGAACAGACUGGUAAGCUCGAACGUCACGAAUUGCGUGAGAGACAACUAGGAGAUGCCCUGACACGCGCUCUCCGAGAACACGAUACAAGAACACGAGGCCAGGAUAAAAAUCUGGAGAAUCUGGCGAUCUUGAUGGCACGUACCGAUGAAAGGCUUCGCAAAAUGGAAGAGAUGGUCAUUCAGAGAGACGAGAGAGAGAGGAUUCAACUACAGAAGAUUACGGAUAAUACUGUGGCUAUCCGCAAUGGAAUCGAAUCGGGUAAAAUCAGUAGCCCUGCUAGCAGUGCCCCAGCUCCAGCAACCCAUUCAGUUGGAGAAUUAAACGAAGUUUUGAAACAGCUGACCCGUACUCGUAAAAAAGUCGAAAGUGUCGAAGAAGCCUUGCAGAAUCGUCUGUCUGUCGUGGCUAAUGAAGUGAAAAUUGUCGGAGAGAAAUAUGAAACGCGUAGCGAGAGACUAGAAAGUUUGCAAUUGACCACCAUGGAGAACUUGGGUAAAGCUCAAGCUGGAGAUGCCGAGAAACUGCGGGCAGCUUCCGUCAAUCUCGUAGCGACGGAAGGCAAAUGGCGACAGUUUUUCAGCGACGCCCAGAAUUUGGUUAACCAAUUUGGUGUCGGUGUCAACCGCAUCUCAGAUCACGCUAGCCGGAUGAAAAACGAUACUUCAGCCAUCUUAGUUGGGAUAGAGAAACUGGAAACCUCUUUGGAGAAUGCAGUCAGCUCGGCUUCCGGAUCCAGCAUCAAUUCUGAAUCACUUAUUUCCGCUAUUCAAAUUCAUCUGAAGCCAACUCUUGAUGCUGUCCAUUCUUUAGUCAAUGAAACACACCGUUCACAGAUCAAAUUAGACGAUAGCUUCAGAGAAGGUUGGGAAUCCCUGUCACGCGGGAUUGACAAGAGUGUGGUGAACGUCACUGAUGUCUUCGAAACUCGUCUCGCCACGUUUGAAAACAAGAUGAGCGAAAGUCAGAAGCUCAUCCAAGAUCAAGUGGAAGAAUCAGGAAAUAUGGCUGAAACAUUGGCUGAUAGAGUGGACAAGAGUUACGCUGGCCUUGCUAAAGAGAUCAACGGCCUACAGAAAGUGGAACAAGUUCUUUUAGAUACGGCUGAUGGAGUUCUGGAUACGAAACGACGUCUCGAAUUUGCUGUCCAACAAAUCUUGCUCGAACUUGGUGACUCAAUUCGCAGACAAACGGGCGAUCUGAACUCGACUCUAGCGCGCAAGGUUGACGAUGUCACUUUCUCUGUCAUUAAAGAUCAAAGCACUGCGCUAACCAAUAUGACGAGUAAACUAGAAAACGAACUGGGACAGGUGUGGCGACAGAUUGGUGUAUUAUACCAAAGUGCCAGUCAAUCGCAAGAAUUGUUGCAGCGUGUCGAACAACAGACGGCCCAGCAUGUUGGUGGCAGUCUUCAAGCCUUGAGCAGCAUGGACAAACGAGUUGGCCAGGUGACUGAACGAGUCAAUGAAGUUGACGAUCAUUUAAACUACCUGCUCGGCCGCUUGUCACUUGUUGUCCAGGAAUUCAAUCAAGUUAGAGGUGGAUUGGGCGAGGCUCUUGAGUCACUUCGUUCAGGACUUGCAGUCACAGGUCAACAGUCGAAUUCAGCGGGCGGUAAAGCUUCUUCACCUCCAUAUGACGUGUCUAGCGGUGCACCCAACCCAGAAGACGUUACCAUUCUCACGCGUAAAGAGAAUAUUAAUAACGACAGUGACGAGAAUUGAUGUUUCAAAGUCUUGGCUGAAUCAUAGACUUUAGUAUCGAUCUUCAUGACAAAAUCGGAAUCAGUAGAAGUGCUAGAGAUUUAAUUUAGUUUUAUUUUGAUGUAGUUAUAACUUACAUUUCGAAACAAACACAUGCAAUCAAUACAGUGCCUAUUGGCAGAGUUAGCCACUCUGAUAGCAAAGAGUGAUUCUCAUCGUACGCCACCGAAUAAAAUUACCACCCCUUUUUUAAAAUUUUUAUUCCUGUCAUUCAAACAAUCACAGAAAUGCAGUCCACAUCCAUUUCCAAAAGCGAAUGACCGGUUGUCGAAUUUUGCAUCUUUUAACGCAUAAUUAAGUUGUUCCUGCUGUGCUUGUCGACUGGAUACGUAGCCCAGUCUGCCUUUUCUAUUUCCCCAAUCAAAUGUGAAAUGUACACUCGUUGUCAAAACAAAAAAUACAUUAGAUACACAUUUGUA